This is a messenger RNA of Lolium rigidum, 1497 nucleotides long. RefSeq names its product cyclin-H1-1-like. Gene Ontology annotation, molecular function: cyclin-dependent protein serine/threonine kinase regulator activity. Lineage: Eukaryota; Viridiplantae; Streptophyta; Magnoliopsida; Poales; Poaceae. Bases 257 to 1228 code for a protein of 323 amino acids. The transcript is spliced from 14 exons. Gene Ontology annotation, biological process: regulation of transcription by RNA polymerase II; regulation of cyclin-dependent protein serine/threonine kinase activity. The record is from RefSeq and is a predicted model, not a curated record. Gene Ontology annotation, cellular component: transcription factor TFIIK complex; nucleus.
CGGCCCGGCAUGCUCCCGGCCUGGAUUGGCGUCUAGCCAGGUCGGAGUACGCCCAGCAGCAACUAAGACUGCCUUUACUCAACAUCAUCAUGCCUGGCGGUUUCAUGUUUGGCCUUCGCGGACCGCUUCUUGUAGGAAGGCAAGGCGACCAGUCCAGCCAAGAGCAAUUGUGCAGCAGUGUGUGCUGGUGCGAAUUCGUGCAGGGACUGCUUGUUUCGAUUCAGCUCGCGAGAGCGGCGGAGGUGGGAGUGCGAAGAUGUCGGAUUUCCAGACCUCCACGCACCGUGAGCGGUGGAUCUUCCAGCCUCAAAACCUGGUAGAUAAGUGGACGGGGGUGAACCGGCGUUCCGCGGAGACCCUCGCGCAGUAUGGAACGACGCGCUUGAAGGUGGACCCUGUCGACGGGUCGAUAUCGAACCCCGAACCUGCGCCCGAUCACGUUGUCGGGAGCUCGGGUGUGAAGCCUCUAUCCUGCGAAGAGGAGCAAAUGAUGCGGAGAUUUUACGAGCAGAAGAUUCAGGAAGUGUGUAAAGCAUUCAAGUUCCCCCACAAGAUUCAGGCUACAGCAAUAAUAUAUUUCAAGAGAUUCUAUCUACAGUGGUCCGUAAUGGAGCAUCACCCAAAGCAUAUUAUGUUAACUUGUGUAUAUUCUUCUUGCAAAGUGGAAGAAAAUCAUGUUUCUGCUGAGGAACUUGGCAAAGGAAUUAACCAGGACCACCAGAUUAUUUUAAAUAACGAAAUGAUUGUUCUGAAAUCUUUAGAUUUUGAUCUGAUCGUUUUUGCUCCAUAUCGAUCUAUCGAAGGGUUUAUUGAUGACAUGGAUGAUUUUUGUAGGGCAGGUAAUGGUGCACACCAACGGUUGAAGGAUUUGUAUCAAACUGCGAAUUCUCAUGUUGACAGAAUGAUGUUGACCGACGCACCUCUUCUCUAUACUCCUGGACAGUUGGCAUUGGCUGCUCUGUACAAGUCCAAUGACGCACUCAAGGUCCUCGAUUUUGAAAGAUACUUGGAAAGUGUUUUUUCAAGGCAACGCCUUGAUUGUCCAGUCGAACAAUUUGUUCAGAUAAUGAAUACGAUUAAUUACUUGGUUGACCGGCUUCAAAUACUUACUCAAGAAGACAUGAAACAUGCUGAUCGCAAGCUGAGACAUUGCUUGGAUGAGCACAAGAAGAAAGAAAAGAAGCCGAAGCACAAAUCAAAAAGGACUGCUGGCGAUGCCCGGCAGUAAGUACCUUGUAAGGGCAGCUGUGAUGUGUAAGAACCAGUUCUGGAAAAUGCGGCGGCCCUCCGGUUGAUGAUCAGGCUUCGAGUCCGACUUCUAGAGCCAUUGCACCAGCGAUGCUGAGUUGAUCUCCUGACCAGCUUAGACCUUGGCCAAGGACAAGGUAUUUACAUACGAGACGGCUUACUGUGACCUUCUAGGCCCUUUGCUCGUUCGGUGCCAACGAGCUCUAUAUAUAUUCUGUAAUAACUUCAUAAUUCUUUUUUUUAGAACAC